UGUGUCUUGGCACUGAGAAGAAAGGGUACUCCUUUCUGAGAAGGUGGAGCUGGAUAGGCCCUCUCAGGAUGGGGAAGCCCAGCUGGGCCAGUGGUCAGCCUCUGGCUAGCCUUGCCUUCUGUUGCCACUCUCUUCCCCUUCUUCUUUCCUCGAUUGUGUCUGGUUGAUGGGGGACCUCAGGUGACAGGGUAUCUGAUGUCACCAGGGGUCAUGUCCUAGGUGCUCGAGCUAAUCAGAUGGGUUUACAUCCUCUGGUCUUCCCUGUUCACUUUGCCUUUCAUAGCCACCUCGCCAUGAUCCUGUCCCUUUUUUCUGACUGCUCUGGGGUGUAGACACCCUUGCUUCUCUUAUCUGCUUUUCAGGCCUGGUCUGGUUGUGUUUCUUGUCCUUGCUGGUGUGUGUGUGUGUGUUUGGGGGUGCCUGGUAAUAUUUUUCUCCAACUACAGUUGUCUUACAGUCUCUUGUUACAAUGGUAUACUCUCAUACAUUUGUCAAGCAAUCUGUCUUUUACAAAGUACUUUUAAAUGUCUUCUCUUAUGUGACAUCACCACCCUCCACCCUGUGGGGGUUCUUUUAUUAGCAUUUUCCCAUUUUACAGUUGAGAACAUUGAGGCCCAGAGAGGUUACCCAAGGUCACGCAGUGGGAGAAUCAGAAUUUGAACCCAAGUCCUCAAUCAAAUCUUUACCCUGUUCUAUACAUCUUUUUUGCCAUCUCUUUUCUUCUGAGCCUGGACGUGGUCAGGGGUCCCCAGGAGAACCAAUUGGUGCACAGUUUAAGAAUUAUAGCCCCACCCCCUUUGGGCGGCACCUGUGGCUCAGUGGGUAGGGCGCUGGCCCCAUAUGCCGAGGGUGGCGGGUUCAAACCCAGCCCCAGCCAAACUGCAACAAAAAAAUAACCGGGCGUUGUGGCGGGCGCCUGUAGUCCCAGCUGCUCGGGAGGCUGAGGCAAGAGAAUCAGGUAGCCCAAGAGUUAGAGGUUGCUGUGAGCCGUGUGACGCCACGGCACUCUACCCGAGAGCAAUACAGCGAGACUCUGUCUCUACAAAAAAAAAAAAAAAAAAAGAAUUAUAGCCCCCUUUUCAAAAGGGCUAUACUCGAACCUUUUCCUGAUGGGAGGCUCUGCCUCAUGGACUUUUCUGUGUCGUGACCUUCAUCUUUACCCUGAUUCCAGACUUUGGCCUGGGUUACUGAAAGGGCUCUCUCUUCUGACAAAUGAUAGCUACGAUGGUGUCUUUCAAUGGUUAAAGCCAAGCUGUGGGAUGACCUCCCCAAAGAUUAAAGCUUUGCGGGAACCCUGGAGGAAGAGAAGGAAAAAUCCAUAUGCUGAGUGUCUGCAUAGUGUUCCUAAGUACGAGAUCUCAUUAAAAUCUUACAACAGCCCUAACUGUAAUUCAUUUUACUGAAGAGAAGACUUAAGAGAUAUAAAGAACUGGCUUGGCGCCUGUGGCUCAAGCAGCUAAGGCGCCAGCCACAUACACCUGGGCUGGCGGGUUCAAAUCUGGCCCGGACCCGCCAAACAACAAUGAUGGCUGGAACCAAAAAAUAGCUGGGCGUUGUGGCGGGCGCCUGUAGUCCCAGCUACUUGGGAGGCAGAGACAGGAGACUCGCUUGAGCCCAGGAGUUUGAGGUUGCUGUGAGCUAUGAUGCCACAGCACUCUACCCAGGGCAACAGCUUGAGGCUCUGUCUCAAAAAAAAGAAAAAACAGAUAUGAGGAACUUAGCAAAGCCCUGUUGCUGUACAUUGCAGAUGGGAUGUACUGGUAAUACAGCUUAAAAACUGAUACAUUUGGGUUUCCUCAUCUGCAGAAUGGAGAUAACAUUUUCCAUUUUAGCAUAGGCUUUGGUAAUUGUUCAAGUGUUAUUGUGAGGAAGGAGACCUGUGUGAUGUUUUGUCAAUGGCUGGCACCACUUCCAUGUGACCUGGGGUCCUGGAUUGGCAUUCUUGGGCCUAGUGCUAGUAGUAAAGAGGUCAGAAAGAUUCCUUUGGCAAGUUGUGAGCACCUGCUUUUGUGUGUGGGUGUGUGGUGCCCAUGAGGGGUGCCUGUCUCUGUAGCUGACAGGGAGAAAGGGGCCUGCUUUGAGCAUCCUGGGAACUGUUGAGGGCUGAGCUGAGAGCAAUCAAUCAAUCUCACAAGCUAUUCUGAGCCCUUUGCACCCUGGGGGCCCACUGGAGAAUCAGGCUCUUUCUUGCCCUCCAGUUGGGCAGAGGAGACAAAAGUAACACAAUAGGAAACAGUGCACAACAAAAUAUAAUUACAUGCUAAAAUUGUUAGGUGCUUUUAAGUAGCUAGAACUCUGCCCAGGGAGUCCAGCUCUGGUGAAGGCUCCUUUGUGCCUAAAUUCUGGCAGGUCCUCAGGCAGGAGCCUGUCCUGGAAUCCCCUUGAGGAUCCUGUUUGAUAUCCUGCAGGAAAUUUCUCAGGGUGUUUGGCUGGGUGUUCUAGCUCUCUCCAAGGACUGGAGUAGUCAGGGGUGGCUUCCUGCAAGAGGGUGAUGACCUGAGAGAAUAAUGGGCACACAGGCCUUACUAGGGAGGGGAAGGUAGUGUUCUCUGACCUUGGAGAAGUCUUUUUUCCUCUCUGUGCCUCAGUGACCUCAUCAGGAGAGUGGUGAUCAUGAUCUAUACUGGUAUUUCAUAGGGUCGCACUAAAAAGCACAGUGGUGGAGGACCAGCUUUGGGCAAGUCACUUGACCAUUCUGAGCCGGUUUUCUCAUCUGUAAAAUAAAAGUGAUCACAAUACUUGACUUGUAAGGUUACAAUGAGGAUUGAAUGAGAGAUAAUACAUGUCAUGUGCUUAUUAUACAUACUCAAUAAAUGUUAUUUGUAUACUGCAAAUGUUCUGUACCUGUGUGUGACACUUAUGCAAUUGGAUUGGACAAGUAAGGCAGCCCAGACCACAGAGGCCCUGAUAUCCCUGUCCUUCCCAUUCUGGUUCUUCUGUCUGCCAGUGUUCUAGCCCUUUUUGAGAGUGAGUCUGCUGGCCUCUCUGGGCCAGUACCCACUUCUAACAAUGAACGGAUUUCCACCGCCUCCGGCUUGGCCAUUUCCUGUUCUCUUCCAGGGUGUGAGAGGUUGAGGGAGGAGGAGACUUCAGCACCAAGGGGAACAGGAAGGUGCCUGGAAAUAGUUGGGGCCAGGCCCCACUCUAAGGGCCCCCUGGGGCCACCAUGCCAGCUGGGGGCCGGGCCGGGAGCCUAAAGGACCCUGAUGUGGCUGAGCUCUUCUUCAAGGAUGACCCUGAAAAGCUCUUCUCUGACCUCCGGGAAAUUGGCCAUGGCAGCUUUGGAGCCGUAUACUUUGCCCGGGAUGUCCGGAAUAGCGAGGUGGUGGCCAUCAAGAAGAUGUCCUAUAGCGGGAAGCAGUCAAAUGAGAAGUGGCAAGAUAUCAUCAAGGAGGUACGGUUCUUACAGAAGCUCCGGCAUCCCAACACCAUUCAGUACCGGGGAUGUUACCUGAGGGAGCACACAGCUUGGCUGGUGAUGGAGUAUUGCCUGGGCUCUGCUUCUGACCUUCUAGAAGUGCACAAGAAGCCCCUUCAGGAAGUGGAGAUUGCAGCUGUGACCCAUGGGGCACUUCAGGGCCUGGCGUAUUUGCACUCCCACAACAUGAUCCAUAGGGAUGUAAAGGCUGGAAACAUCCUGCUCUCAGAGCCCGGCUUGGUGAAGUUGGGGGACUUCGGCUCUGCAUCUAUCAUGGCACCCGCCAACUCCUUUGUGGGUACCCCAUACUGGAUGGCACCUGAGGUGAUCCUGGCAAUGGAUGAGGGGCAGUAUGAUGGCAAAGUGGACGUCUGGUCCUUGGGGAUAACCUGCAUUGAACUGGCGGAACGGAAACCACCACUGUUUAACAUGAAUGCGAUGAGUGCCUUAUACCACAUUGCACAGAACGAGUCCCCCGUGCUCCAGUCAGGACACUGGUCUGAAUACUUCCGGAAUUUUGUUGACUCCUGUCUUCAGAAAAUCCCUCAAGACAGACCAACCUCAGAGGUUCUUCUGAAGCACCGCUUUGUGCUUCGGGAGCGGCCACCUACAGUCAUCAUGGACCUAAUCCAGAGGACCAAAGAUGCUGUGCGGGAACUGGAUAACCUGCAGUACCGAAAAAUGAAGAAGAUCCUUUUCCAAGAGGCACCCAAUGGCCCUGGUGCUGAGGCCCCAGAGGAAGAGGAGCCCACGGCCUGUUUGCAGGAAGCAGAGCCCUACAUGCACCGGGCUGGGACUCUGACCAGUUUAGAGAGUAGCCACUCAGUGCCCAGCAUGUCCAUCAGCGCCUCCAGCCAGAGCAGCUCAGUCAACAGCUUAGCAGAUGCUUCAGACAAUGAGGAGGAGGAGGAGGAGGAAGAAGAAGAAGAGGAAGAAGAAGAAGGCCCCGAUGCCCGGGAGAUGGCUAUGAUGCAGGAGGGAGAGCACACAGUAACCUCCCACAGCUCCAUCAUCCACCGGCUGCCGGGCUCUGACAACCUGUAUGAUGACCCCUACCAGCCAGAGAUGACCCCAGGCCCUCUCCAGCCACCUGCAGCCCCGGCUCCAGCCUCCACCACAUCUUCUGCCCGCCGCCGGGCCUACUGCCGCAACCGGGACCACUUUGCCACCAUCCGUACUGCCUCCCUGGUUAGCCGUCAGAUCCAGGAGCACGAGCAGGACUCAGCACUGCGGGAGCAGCUGAGUGGCUAUAAGCGGAUGCGACGACAGCACCAGAAGCAGCUGCUGGCCCUUGAGUCACGACUGAGGGGUGAGCGUGAGGAGCACAGUGCACGGCUGCAGCGAGAGCUCGAGGCACAGCGGGCUGGCUUUGGGGCUGAGGCAGAAAAGCUGGCACGGCGGCACCAAGCCAUUGGUGAGAAGGAGGCACGAGCUGCCCAGGCUGAGGAGCGCAAGUUCCAGCAGCACAUCCUUGGGCAGCAGAAGAAGGAGCUUGCUGCCCUGCUGGAGGCACAGAAGCGGACCUACAAACUUCGGAAGGAGCAGCUGAAGGAGGAGCUCCAGGAGAACCCCAGCACACCCAAGCGGGAGAAGGCCGAGUGGCUUCUGCGGCAAAAAGAACAGCUACAGCAGUGCCAGGCGGAGGAGGAGGCAGGGCUGCUACGGCGGCAGCGCCAGUACUUUGAGCUGCAGUGUCGCCAAUACAAACGCAAGAUGCUGCUAGCUCGGCACAGCCUAGACCAGGACCUGCUACGAGAGGACUUGAACAAGAAACAGACACAGAAGGACUUGGAAUGUGCACUGCUGCUUCGGCAGCAUGAGGCCACACGGGAGCUAGAGCUACGGCAGCUCCAAGCUGUACAGCGCACACGGGCUGAGCUCACCCGCCUGCAGCACCAGACAGAGCUGGGCAACCAGCUGGAGUACAACAAGCGGCGUGAGCAGGAGUUGCGGCAGAAGCACGCGGCCCAGGUUCGCCAGCAGCCCAAGAGCCUCAAAGUACGUGCAGGCCAGCGCCCCCCGGGCCUCCCGCUCCCCAUUCCUGGGGCUCUGGGACCACCCAGCACAGGCACUCCUAGAGAAGAGCAGCCCUGCUCAUCUGGCCAGGAGGCAGUCCUGGACCAAAGAACGCUGGGAGAGGAGGAAGAGGCAGUUUCAGAGAAAAGGAUUUUGGGAAAGGAAGGGGCCACCUUGGAGCCAGAGGAGCAGAGGAUUCUGGGGGAUGAAUCAGGAGCCCCUAGUCCCAGUCCACAAAAACAUAGGCAUCUGUUUGAUGAGGAAGUUUGGGGUGUACCUGAGGAGGAGAUAGAGGAGUUUAGAGUCCCAUCCCUGGCACCUCAAGAGAGGAGCAUUGUUGGCCAGGAGGAGGCUGGGACAUGGAAGUUGUGGGGGAAGGAGGAUGGAAACCUUCUAGAUGAGGAGUUUGAGCUUGGCUGGGUCCAGGGCCCAGCACUGACUCCAGUCCCAGAGGAAGAGGAGGAAGAGGAGGAGGGGGCUCCAAUUGGGACUCCUAGGGAUCCUGGAGAUGGCUGUCCCUCCCCAGACAUCCCUCCUGAGCCCCCUCCGACACAUCUGAGGCCUGGUCCUACUAGCCAGCUCCUUGGACUCCUGUCCCAUGUCCUCCUGGCCGGCCUCUCCUUUGCAGUUGGGUCCUCCUCUGGCCUCCUCCCCCUACUGUUGCUGCUGCUGCUUCCACUGCUGGCAGCUCAGGGUGGGGGAGGCCUGCAGGCAGCACUGUUGGCUCUUGAGGUGGGAAUGGUGGGCCUGGGGGCCUCCUACCUGCUUCUUUGUACAGCUCUGCACCUGCCCCCCAGUCUCUUCCUAGUCCUGGCUCAGGGCAUUGCACUGGGGGCUGUUCUGGGCCUAAGCUGGCGCCAAGGCCUCAUGGGCGUACCUCUGGGCCUUGGGGCUGCCUGGCUCCUGGCUUGGCUAAACCCAGCUCUAACUCUGAUGGCUAUGGCAGCUGGGGGCAAGUGGGUGGUGCAGCAGGGCCCCCGGAUACGCCGGGGUAUCUCUCGACUCUGGUUGCGGCUUUUGCUGCGCCUGUCGCCCAUGGCCUUCCGGGCCCUUCAGGGCUGUGGAGCUGUGGGGGACCAGGGUCUGUUUGCACUCUACCCCAAAACCAAAAAGUGUGUCUUCCGCAGCCGCCUGCCUGUCCCUGGGCCCCAGCGGGGUAAUGCCCGCUCUGUCCGACACCCACUAGCUUUGUUGGCCAGGGUUUGGGCCCUGAGCAAGGGCUGGAACUGGUACUUGGCACGGGCCAGCCAGGGUUUAGCCUCCCGCUUGCCCCCCUGGGCCAUCCACACACUGGCUGGCUGGGGCCUGCUUCGAGGUGAACGGCCCAGCCGAAUUCCCCGGCUGCUACCACGCAGCCAGCGCCGGCUGGUGCCCCCUGCAACCUGCCAGGCACUGCCAGGAACUCUAGCUGGGCGGAGGUCCCAUACGCGCCAGUCCCGGGCCCUACCUCCCUGGAGGUAACCAAUUCCAGCCCUUCCCUGGCCCAAAUCUAGAGCAUUGAGCACUUUAUAUUCCACGACUCAGUGAAGUUUCUCCAGUCCCCAGUCCUUUCCUCCCUUUCACUCCUCCUCCCUCAGUAUGCUCCCCUACCCCAGGCCCAGCCCUUCAGACUUCUAGACAAGGCAGCCUCCUCUACCAUGGAGUCCAGAAGUCACACUCUGUGUCCUCCUGACGCUCACCUCCCUAAGUUAUUGCUGUUCUCCACUGUGUGUGUACUCAUCCUCACCCUCAUCAACUUAGGCCUGGGGUCAGGGGUGGUGGUGGGAGGGAAGAGUCAUGUUUUUUUUCUCCUCUUUGAUUUUGUUUUUCUGUCUCCCUUCUAACCUGUCCCCUUCCCCCCACCAAAAAAAAAGAAAAAGAUAAACACAAAUAAAAUAUCUGAGCGGAA
Molecule: messenger RNA, 7322 nt
Organism: Nycticebus coucang (slow loris)
Lineage: Eukaryota; Metazoa; Chordata; Mammalia; Primates; Lorisidae
Gene: TAOK2
Product: TAO kinase 2
Exons: 16
Coding region: 3167-6895 (1242 amino acids)
Biological process (GO): protein phosphorylation
Molecular function (GO): protein kinase activity; ATP binding
Source: RefSeq, a predicted model, not a curated record